ACGGCGAGCGUGCUGCGCGUGCGCGGUGGGCGCGGCCGGUCGGAGGGGCUUCCCGGCGGGUCAGGGGCGCGGCGGCCCGGGUCCUCCGCUCCAUGGUGCGCGGGUGCGGCGGCGGCCGGCGGACGCGUCCUUGGGAUGGAGCACAUCCGUACGACCAAGGUUGAGCAAGUGAAGUUACUUGACCGCUUCAGCACCAGCAGCAAGUCAGUAACAGGCACGCUGUAUCUCACCGCCACGCAUCUGCUGUUCAUAGACUCUCAUCAGAAAGAAACCUGGAUACUGCACCACCAUAUUGCCUCGGUGGAGAAACUAGCUCUGACGACUUCCGGGUGCCCCCUCGUCAUCCAGUGCAAGAACUUCCGGAUUGUGCAUUUCAUCGUUCCCAGAGAAAGGGACUGCCAUGACAUUUACAACUCUCUGUUGCAGCUGUCAAAACAGGCAAAAUAUGAAGACCUCUAUGCAUUCUCUUAUAAUCCCAAACAAAAUGACGCAGAGAGACGGCGGGGCUGGCAGCUCAUCGACCUUGCGGAGGAGUACGAGCGGAUGGGUGUGCCAAAUUCCAACUGGCAGCUGUCUGACGCCAACCGCGACUACAAGAUUUGUGAAACUUAUCCCAGAGACCUUUAUGUUCCCCGGAUAGCAAGCAAACCAAUAAUUGUUGGUAGUUCCAAGUUCCGGAGCAAGGGGAGAUUCCCAGUCCUCUCCUACUAUCAUCAAACGAAGGAGGCUGCCAUUUGCCGGUGUAGUCAGCCACUGUCAGGAUUCAGCGCCCGGUGCCUGGAGGAUGAGCACUUGCUUCAGGCCAUCAGCAAAGCCAACCCCGCCAACCGCUACAUGUACGUCAUGGACACCAGGCCCAGACAUCGCAUGCAGAGCUGGUGGGCUACACAAAAGGACAUUGGCAGAAUUAUAGUGAGGAUUUCUUCAAAAAUCUGGAAUGAUGAGAAAAUAAGAGAAAGCGAUGGGAAAAAGCGACUGAAUGCGAUGGCCAACAGAGCAGCUGGAAAAGGCUAUGAAAAUGAAGACAACUAUUCUAACAUUAGGUUCCAGUUUGUUGGGAUUGAAAAUAUUCACGUCAUGCGGUCCAGCCUCCAGAAGUUAUUGGAAGUCAACGGUACCAAAGGGCUUUCCGUCAACGAUUUCUACUCGGGUCUGGAGAGCUCAGGAUGGCUUCGCCACAUCAAAGCUGUUGUGGACGCCGCGAUCUUCUUAGCCAAAGCGAUAGUGGUUGAGAACGCAAGUGUGUUGGUGCAUUGCUCUGACGGCUGGGACAGGACUUCCCAGGUCUGCUCCCUGGGCUCUCUCUUACUGGACCCCUACUACAGGACAGUCAGAGGAUUCAUGAUUUUAAUAGAAAAGGAUUGGAUCUCCUUUGGACAUAAAUUUUCGGAGAGGUGUGGCCAUUUGGAUGGUGACCCAAAGGAAGUCUCACCCGUGUUUACUCAGUUCUUGGAAUGUGUGUGGCAUUUGACCGAGCAGUUUCCACGAGCCUUCGAGUUCAAUGAAGCGUUUCUUCUUCAGAUCCAUGAACAUAUUCAUUCUUGCCAGUUUGGAAACUUUAUUGGAAAUUGUCAGAAGGAAAGAGAAGAGCUCAAGUUAAAGGAGAAGACUCACUCCCUGUGGCCGUUUCUCUUGGGUGACCAGAAGAAGUACUUCAACCCUCUCUACAGCUCCACCUCUCAGAAACGGGCAGUUUUGGAGCCAAAUACAGUAUCUUUCAACUUUAAGUUUUGGAGAAACAUGUACCACCAGUUUGACCGAACGUUGCAUCCCAGGCAGUCUGUGUUUAAUAUAAUUAUGAAUAUGAAUGAGCAAAAUAAACAGUUAGAGAAAGACAUCAAAGACUUAGAAUCUCAAAUUAAGCAAUGUAAAAACAAGCACGCGGGUGGAGUUCUCACCAAGGAGUCGCUCAGUUCAGUGCGUCCUGAGCCACCUGCCCUCAGAACCUCCUUGUGCCUCAAGGAGCAGACUCUGCUGCCCGCGAACGAUGCUCUCCGGACCAUAGAGGGCAGCAGCCCCGCGGACAACCGCUACAGCGAGUAUGCGGACGAGUUUCCCAAGGCGGAGCCUGCCGUGGUCAGCUUAGAGUGCGGCGUGGCCAGGAUGACGUGUUAGGCUCCCAGCGAGUGUCCUGGCUGCCUGCGGGGCGGGAAGUGGGUUAUCGUGAGCGUGGCUCGUGUGCGUGACGGGAGGGAUUGGCCUAGUGAUGGUCUGGCGUCUACCACCAGGCACAUAAUGGAAAUCAGGAUGCGCGUGUGAGAGAGGUCAGUGUAGCUGCGUUUCCAGCAAGGAGUGAAAGACCUUCAGUUCUUUAAGAAGCAGGUGGCACUGGCCAGCGUCCUGCAGGCGCAGUCUGUACUGUGUGCUAGUGGACCGACACAUCUGUAUGAUCCACACAUUCAUUACAGCCAAACAGGACUAGCCUUCCGUGAGUGUAAUCUGAUUGCCAGAAAGCAAAAGUGACAAAGUGGUUCCUUCCUUACUAAGUGACAUGGCCUGUACUUUCAGUUAUGUAACUAUGAAUAUUUGCAAAUUUUGCCUAUUAGUGGUGUUUAUUGUUGAAGUGCCAUGAACAAUAUUUCUAAGAAAGCCUUAAAAUCUCAGUGUAUUCAUUACAUCACGCUUCAGUUCUGUAGCCUAGAGCGAGAGGGUCUGUUCUGCUUCCCCUGCUCAGCGGGUUGUGUUUGUGAAGAGUUGCUCCGGCCCCUGCGGGGGCUGCGUGCUGCGGUGCCCCUGUGGGAGCAGAGGUCAAAGGACACGCCAGCCUCACGUUUGGCUGGUCCCACUUCCGUAGUCAAAAUUAACGAAACUGAGGGUUUUGUUCUGGUUACAAUUUGUUUAGUGCUGCAUCUGACGACUUAUUAUUUACACCGGAGGUUCUUGAUUUCUUGACUGCGUGUGAGCACAUUAGAUGGUCGUUUACGAAUGCAUCACUGCAUCUGUUGAUUCUUAUCUUGUGAUUGGCUUUACCCUUUGACAACUGUGUACGUUUACAAAGCUAAAGCUCUAAACUGUUCUUAGAAACAAGGAAUAGUACAUAUAUGUAUGUUUUUAAACUGUUUUAUUGCUCAACUAAUUGCUCUUCCUAGAAUAAACUUUCCAUUUACCCAAGAAUUUGGGGGUAAAAAAAAAAGGGAGUACAGAUAGUUUAGCUUUUGCUUGGUUGCAUGAAUUUUUCUCUGUGAAACAUUUUUUCUUCUCUGUUAACAGAGAAGGAAAAAAGGAAAAUUAAGGUUAACCUAAUACAAAGUUAAUGUUUGACCAAAAAACUUAUAUGCUAGGAAGAAUUUCAUUUUGCCAUGAUACAAUAACUGUUUAUUCUUUGUACUAGUACAUAUCAUUAAAGUAUGAAGAAAAGAAAGAAAGAAAGAAAAGAAAGAAAAAAAGGCUUUCAGUUGACAGGAUCACCCAGCUGGCUUUAAGGUGGACACUUUUACAGGGGUGGUACAAGAUAUGAUUCAAGGUACUAGGAAAUCUGCAUAGGAUCCCGUAUGCUUCUUUUUAUUACACCUACAUUUAUUAUAUUAAUUUUGAACAUAAAUAUCUUUUUCAAAUGGGAAAAAAAAGGCUUUAUUGUAUGAGCUUAUCUAAUGCUAUUUAUUUUUCCAAUGCUUUUCUGUGAUGCAUUAUGUAAUAAGAAAAAUACUUCUUUUUAAACAGUAACAGAAGUGCACUAUAAAAUAUAGUUUGUGAUUUAGCCAAG
Molecule: messenger RNA, 3703 nt
Organism: Hippopotamus amphibius kiboko
Lineage: Eukaryota; Metazoa; Chordata; Mammalia; Artiodactyla; Hippopotamidae
Gene: MTMR6
Product: myotubularin related protein 6
Exons: 15
Coding region: 136-2115 (659 amino acids)
Biological process (GO): dephosphorylation
Cellular component (GO): nuclear envelope
Molecular function (GO): phosphatidylinositol-3,5-bisphosphate phosphatase activity
Source: RefSeq, a predicted model, not a curated record